AUGGUUUUCCUCGCUCUGGCCUCUCCCCAUCGAGCCAGAUGCAGGUUAUCGUCCUCAGUGAAAACAGAAGAGGAAAGUGGCUUGAGUCCAGCAAAUGACAGCGGAGCCAAAAAGAAGAAAAAGAAACCCAAACGGAAGAAAGAGAAAGGAGGAGAUCAGCCCAACCAGGCUCAGGACCAGACGGUGAAGGUGAACUCUUUACCUGCUGAGAGGAUCCAGGAGAUUCAGAAAGCCAUUGAGCUCUUCUCUGUAGGUCAGGGCCCUGCCAAAACCAUGGAGGAAGCCAGCAAGAGGAGCUACCAGUUCUGGGACACGCAGCCAGUGCCCAAGCUAGGAGAAGUGGUGAACACCCAUGGUCCCGUUGAGCCAGACAAAGACAAUAUCCGUCAGGAGCCAUACACCUUGCCCCAGGGCUUCACCUGGGAUGCCCUGGACCUUGGGGAUAGAGGCGUGCUGAAAGAGCUGUAUACACUUCUGAAUGAGAACUAUGUGGAGGACGACGACAACAUGUUCCGGUUCGAUUACUCUCCCGAGUUCCUGCUGUGGGCGUUGCGUCCUCCGGGCUGGUUGCCUCAGUGGCACUGUGGAGUCCGAGUUGUCUCCAGCAAGAAGCUGGUUGGAUUUAUCAGCGCGAUUCCAGCCACUGUCCACAUCUAUGACAAAGAGAAGAAGAUGGUAGAGAUAAACUUCCUGUGCGUCCACAAAAAGUUGCGCUCAAAACGGGUGGCUCCAGUUUUGAUCCGCGAGAUCACACGGCGGGUUCAUCUGGAGGGGAUCUUUCAGGCUGUUUACACAGCGGGAGUGGUGCUGCCAAAGCCUGUGGGGACUUGCAGGUACUGGCACCGGUCCCUGAAUCCUCGGAAACUCAUCGAGGUCAAAUUUUCCCACCUGAGCAGGAACAUGACUAUGCAACGUACCAUGAAGCUUUACCGGUUGCCCGAGACUCCCAAGACUCCCGGCUUGCGGCCAAUGGAGCACAGAGAUAUCUCUGCAGUGCAUAAGCUCUUGACUGAGUACCUGAAGCAGUUCCACCUGAUGCCUGUCAUGAGCCGAGAGGAGGUGGAGCACUGGUUCUUACCUCAGGAGAACAUCAUCGACACCUUUGUGGUAGAGAGUGCCCCAGGGGAGGUGACAGAUUUCCUGAGCUUCUACACGCUGCCCUCCACCAUCAUGAACCACCCGACUCACAAGAGCCUGAAAGCUGCUUACUCCUUCUACAACGUUCACACCAAGACGCCUCUCAUUGACCUCAUGAGCGAUGCUCUCAUACUCGCCAAGUCGAAAGGAUUUGACGUCUUCAAUGCACUGGAUCUCAUGGAAAACAAAACCUUCCUGGAGAAGCUGAAGUUUGGGAUUGGGGACGGGAACCUGCAGUAUUACCUGUACAAUUGGAAGUGUCCCAGCAUGGCACCAGAGAAGGUUGGCCUGGUGUUGCAGUAA
Messenger RNA from Egretta garzetta (little egret), 1440 nucleotides. It is a transcript of the gene NMT1, whose product is annotated as N-myristoyltransferase 1. Gene Ontology annotation, cellular component: cytoplasm. Gene Ontology annotation, molecular function: glycylpeptide N-tetradecanoyltransferase activity. Lineage: Eukaryota; Metazoa; Chordata; Aves; Pelecaniformes; Ardeidae. Gene Ontology annotation, biological process: N-terminal peptidyl-glycine N-myristoylation. The coding region runs from base 1 to 1440 and encodes 479 amino acids. The transcript is spliced from 12 exons. The record is from RefSeq and is a predicted model, not a curated record.